CACUCGCCUUGCUUCAUCAUCGCAUCGUUCUCUCCCGUUCCCCUGUCCAUGCGUCAGCGCCAAGUGCUUCAAUCCCUCGAGUGCUGAGCGUUGGUAAUUCCUAAUGUCGACGCAGAUGGAGGCGGGAGAGGAUGGAUUACAGCCGUUGAUUCCAGGCCUCCUCGACGAUCUAGCGAUCAUGUGCCUCAUUCGCGUGCCACGUGCCUACCACAGGGCCCUCCGCCUGGUGUGCCGCCCGUGGGCGCAGCUGCUGGACUCGGGGGAGCUGUGCCGGCGGCGGCGGCAGUGCGGGGUGGCGGAGGCGUGGGUGUACGUGCGCACGCGCGACGGCGCGUACCGCAACUACUGGCGCGCGUUCGACACCACCACGCGCACGUGGCACGCGCUGCCGCCCCUGCCGCCGCUGCUGCUGCCGGGGGAGAGUGUCGGCGGAGCAGAGAACGCCAUGCAGGUGCGCGGGCUGGGGUCGGCGGCAGUGGGCGGCAAGCUGUACGUGUUUGGGGGGUGGCGGGAGGGCGGGCCGGCGCUGCAGUGCACGUGGUGCUACGACCCGUGCACGGACCGCUGGCAGCGCCGUGCCGACAUGGGCACUGCCAGGUGCUACAUGGCGUCUGGCGUGCUGCCCGCUGGGAGGGGUGCUGAUGGUGGUGGUGGGAGAGGAUGGAGACUGGGGGGAACAGAAGGAGAGGGGGGAGGUGGAGAUGGGACAGGAAGAGGAGGAGGAGGAUGGGGAGGGGGAGGGGGAGGGGUAGAAGGAGAAGGUAUGGUAAGCCCCACUCAAGCUGAGUUUGACAGCGCAGCCACCACGCCCAGGAGCAGAAGCAGAAGCGCCACAACUGCUACUGGCGGCGGUGGCGAUGGCGGUGUGAUCCUCGUGGCGGGCGGCAUGGUUCGUCCACGUCUGCACCCUAGCGAGCUGCUGGUGGCGGCAGAGCAGUACGACGUGGCGCGGGACGAGUGGACGGCGCUGCCGCCCAUGCCGCAGCCCAUGCUGUUCUCGUCAGGCGUCACCCUGGCAGGAAGGUUCCUGGUCAGCGGCAACUUCACUGAUGAAGGACAGUGGGGAGCGGUGUACUCGCCCCCCACGCGGCAGUGGCACCCCAUAGCGCACCGGUCGCUGGCCACGUCGCUGCUCUCCCCCUGUGCGGCCCUUGCCGACCUGCUCUUCUGCAUCAAGGACGCGCUGCAGGUGUGGAACCCCUGGCGCGGCGACUGGGACCUGGUGGAGGGUGAGGCACGCAUCUUCACGGACACCCGCUUCCCCUGCUGGGUGUGCUGCAUGGCGUUUGUGGGGCGCCGCCUCUUCCUCGUGCACCAGAACUCCUCCAUCACUGCCGUCACACUCGAGCUGCACCACCCCUCUCCGCGUGCUCCCACUUCUGCUGCUCCUCUGGCUGCUGGCGGUUCUGCUAGUGAUUCUCUUCCUCCUACUCCAACUCGCCCUGGGUCCGCUAGUGGUGGCUUGGAUGAUAGUCCAGAUGCGGUGAAUGCUGCUUCUGCUUCUUCAGGUUCUGUGGCAGCUGGAGUGGGGGGUACGGAACAAAUGGGCGCAGGAAGUGUGGUAGAGGCUGCAGUAGAGACACCCGCUACUGCUGCUGCUAUUGGUGGUGCCGCUGCUGGUGCUGGCGAUGCUGGUGACAGGAGGGAGGCAGACGAGAGAUCAGCAAGAGGCAGGGAAGCAGGAGCAGCGAGGGAAGCAGGAGCAGAGAGGGAAGCAACAGCAGCGAGGGAAGAAGCAGCAGCGAGGGAAGCAGCAGCAGCGAGGGAAGCAGUGGCAGCACGAGAAGCAGCAGCGGAGAGGGCUAUGAGGGAGGUGGCGGAGGCAGUGGCAGCAGCAGAGGCGGUGGGAGUGCCAUCCGCAGUGGCCCCUGCAGCCGGGCACGUGGCAGGGCAGAUCUCCCACGCCCUGGCUGCUGGCGCACGCACACGGCAUGAGGGAGGAGAGGGGGCAGGAGAGCGUGUAAGAGGGGGUGCGGGGGAGGGACUUCAGGAAGCUGGAGGGGAGCCAAGGGACGUGCUGGUGAGUCCUGCGGGUCGAGGGCCUGGGGAGUGGGGGAGAGGUGGUCUUGGAGGAGAGCAGAGUGCACUGCUUUCAGUGCAGGGGAGUGAGGGCGAGGGAGGAGGUGCGGAGGGUUGGUGGGGGGAGAAGCCAUGGCGGUUUGGGGGGAGGGGAAGGGGGAGGGCGCAGCAGGUGGAGGUGAGAGUGGAGGAGGUGGUGAGAGUGAGUGAGGGGGUGGCUGCCGACGACGAGCAGGCCAUAGACUGUUAUGUACUGGAGGCAUAGCAGGCAUAACAAGCAUGCACACGUGCUCGUGGGGGAGGAUGAAACUAGCAGAGGCAGGCCAUGGUGCUGCUGUGCAACGGGCAUGCGAGGUUGCUGGCCGUGGCAUUGUUUCUGGCGAUUGAUAUGGCACCCCUACGCACAGGCAAAAGCGUUGUGUGUUCUGUUGUAUGGAAUGCUCUAUAUUAGGUUAUGUUUGGGCAGUCAUUUGCCGUUCCAUGUCGAUCCACUUGUGUAGGUAAUCGUGGCCCAAGACUAGUGUACCAUGAACAUACCAUGUAUAGCAUGAAACAUACAGGAUUUCAGACAGUUGUCUGAAGCAGUCGAUUUAUU
Messenger RNA from Closterium sp. NIES-67, 2614 nucleotides. Lineage: Eukaryota; Viridiplantae; Streptophyta; Zygnematophyceae; Desmidiales; Closteriaceae. The record is from the annotation of a GenBank genome assembly.